ACGCAUAUGCAGUUGCUACACAAGCUCUUGCAACCUGUAAAUUCACGAGACGUGCACCCUUCCGGAAGUUGACUUUCCCGCUGGCACCUUUCAUUAAUUGUCGCUCUAUUAAGGCGUUCCAAUGGACUUGUUAGGUGACUACAGUGACUCUGACAACGAGGAGAAAGCUGCCAGCCCUCCCAGCAAGCGCAGCGCGGGGGACACGGCGCGGGGGUCAACAGGCGCGGGCGGUGCUGGGACCUCGUCCGUCCCACAGCCCCGCAACGCGGCCCCGGAGCCAGCACCAGUAACAGGGCUAUUUAACCCAUUCGCUCCGGAAGGAAGCGGGGGUGGCAGCGGUAUUGGCUCCGGGGCCUCUCCCUCUAGCGGCGGCAAGCGGGGCUACGGCCAGGUGACCGGCAGCAGCGCGGGCCGCUCGCAGCCGGCGCCCGCCAAGGCCUCGCGCUCGGGGCCGGGCGGUGCCACUGCCGCGGGGCCCAAGCCUGCUUUCGGUGCGGGCAUGCUGGUGCCGCCGCAGCUGCGACACGGGAGGGCCAACGUGUCCACCGAGGACGUGGAAAAGCUGUUCACCAAGGGCAAGCUGGAGGCGAAACAGCAGCAGCAACAGCGAGGAGGAGGGGCGGCAGGAGGCGGGUCUGCGGCUGGGGGCGGCGCGAAGAGCUAGGAGCUGGGCUCAGGGCGGAGCGUAGGUAGUGGGGUUUGGGCUGGCAGCGGCAGAGGAGCACGGCGUGUUUGCGCUGCCGCGGUUGUGGGCUGGUGGUGCUUGCAGCUCCGUCAGAUGGCAUGUUUGACAUGGAGGAGGUGGCACAGCGGACACAGCGGACAGGUCGCCGGGUGGUUGCAGCGGAGCGGGGGGGGGGGCGUGUGCAGGCAGCUGGUAUGGGUCGCGCCUGGGUACUUGCCUGGAGGCGUCCACUUUAAAGCGCAUGUAAGCCCAGUCUGCA
Messenger RNA from Chlamydomonas reinhardtii, 944 nucleotides. RefSeq lists its product as uncharacterized. The coding region runs from base 122 to 664 and encodes 180 amino acids. The record is from RefSeq and is a predicted model, not a curated record. Lineage: Eukaryota; Viridiplantae; Chlorophyta; Chlorophyceae; Chlamydomonadales; Chlamydomonadaceae. The transcript is spliced from 3 exons.